Cuscuta epithymum is the source of this 1703-nucleotide messenger RNA. The record is from the annotation of a GenBank genome assembly. Lineage: Eukaryota; Viridiplantae; Streptophyta; Magnoliopsida; Solanales; Convolvulaceae.
ACAUACAUUUUUUACCAAUCUUAGUCGAAACGGAGUUGUAAACCAUUGGUUCGACCGUAUCUUAGUCGAACAUCUGUAAUUUUUUUUAUAUGCAGGUUCCUUCCUUGCCUCCUGUGGUGGACUGCUCGUUGUUCCCGAGCAUGAAGCUCACAGUAAGGCAAAAAUUGGAUGAAUUUAUAGAAUUAAUUUUCGACAAUCUUGGUGAGUUUCCCAAUCUCAUGGGUGCAUUUAGGUCGAGUGUAUUUGGGAAAUACAUUGAUGUUGAGUUCAUCCCUGUUCCAUUACAUUUGUGGUCAAUCGUGUCUAGAUUAGCCAAAAUUGAUAUUGAAUCGGAGGCAUGGUUUGUCGUGAAGGGAGUUCCAGUACGCUACUCUCUCACAGAAUUUGCUCUAAUCAGCGGGCUUACCUGCAGCGCCCUUGCUAGCAAUUAUGAAAAUGAUUUUGAUAAUGAUUCAAAGGCCAGAUUCAUUGAGAAGAAUUUUGAUCAAGAUUUUGAGGGAGUUGUUAGCUAUGAAACAGUUGUAGCUAGAUUUGUACAAUUGUGCACAACUUUGAAGGACCCUGAAGCUGAGGACGAACUGAAAAAGGAUGCUGAAGUAGAAGUGAUCAGAGUAGCAAUACUCAUGUUUGUAGUGAUGGUCCUUCUAGCUCCUUCUAAGAGAAAAGCUCCCAUUCCUGAAUGGAUAAUUGGGAAAAUAGGGGGAAAAGAAGAAAACGAGUUCCCAUGGGGUACGUGGGCGUAUAAGGGCUCAUUAGAUGCAUUGAAACAUAUGGACUUGGAGAAAAAGCUAGAUGAAAUAAUUGCUAAAAAUAAGUCAGCAACAAUGAAUUUCCCUGGAUUCUUAAUCCCAAUUUCGAUAUUGCUUUUUGAAUGCGCCCCUGAUUUUGCCGAGAAGUUUGCAAUGAGACUCCCUAAUUGUGUGCCUACUUUGCCGAGGUUACGUCUCUAUCGUCCAAAUACGACAAAAAGGAUCAGCACUGAACAGGUUCAAGUGGCUGAAGAAUCAAUAAAGAGGGUGCAGAGUAUUCUACUACCUGAUGAUUUGGAGAAAACUACUGAUUGGGUCAGAAGUUUGGAUCCUGUACAAGACAGUCACCCACAUGUUGAGCUGGAUGGAUUUGUGAAAUCAUUAGAGAGAAAAUUGGUUCUUUUUCCAGUCUCUUUGAAAAGAAAAUCAUGUGAGGUCAAGAGUCCUAAAGAGGAGAAGAAGCCUCCUAAAAAGAUGAAGUUGCUGAGCAUGAAGAAAGAAGAAGUUGUAGUGGAGGAAAAAAGAAAGAAGAAAAAGAGACACUCUCCUCCUCAAACCCCUAUUGCCUCUCCUCAACCUACUGCCCAUGUAGAGGAACAAAGAAAGAAAAAGAAACACUCCCCCAAAACCCCUGCUGCUUCUCCUAAGCCUCCUUCCAAUGAAGAUUCAAUAAAAAUGUAUAUUGAACAAAAGUUUAAAGAACUGGAGGAUCUUUCAGAAAAAAGGCUCAAUUCUUUCAAAGAGCAUUAUGACAAAAAGUUUCUGGAGUUGGAGAAACGGUCAGAAGAGAGGCACAAGAAACUUGAAGAGUUACUUGUUAAGGUUUGUCUUAAUUCUAUAGCAAGAUAAACCUUUAAAACUUGAGCUUCAAUAAUUAGUUAUAAUUUUUUCCUUAUAUAGUCCACUGCUAGAGGAGAGGAGAAAAGUGUUGAGGGGGCUGAGCAUAAAAAGGAG